AUGCCACACGUCGCUGGAAUGUUCCUUCCUUUCCUUGUCGCAAUACUCGCUUCUUCGUCGUCUUCUUCUGAAGUGGCUGUUCGCCAGAAACGACAAUACUACGUGUGCGGUCCGCCAACAAAUCAAUACCUUUCCCUUUACCGUAGGCGUUCAAAUCAACUCUUCUCUUAAUCUCUCUUUUCAGCAUGCACAUUUUGGAGUCAAGUCACCACCAGAAACCCGAAUGCUUGUGCUAAUGGAGGACAGAAAAUUGGAGUGGGAUGCUAUUUCAACUACCAAGUAUUAUCGACAGAAUGAACAUUAAUUUCUACGUCCAUCUUUCAGUGCACUCCGUACUCGAGUCAAUCGACCGUCUGUCUGAAUAACUGCUGCUGCACAGUGCCCGUUUUCACCACUAGACCCCCAUUCCUCGCCACUUCCACUACUACUCGAUCUGUAUCGAAUCUCGGUACGAAUAUGCCGACAUCUUCAUUAAUCCACUUUUUCUCACAGCUUAUUGCUACAACGGACAGAGAACUCAAGUGCGUUGCACAACUUCGGUUGACUGUGCCGCAGGUCAGACCUGUAUAAAUGCGAUCUGCUGCACGACAACCGGCAACGAGUACUCGGGAUCCUGCGGAGGUCUCCCUGCCAUUUCAGCCUGUUCGACUGGCCAAGUCUGCGGACAGUUCACGUGCACGUCUUCCAAUUACUGCUGUGAAUGCCAGUACGGACGGACUGCUGGACUGUGCUCGAAUGUUCGUUCAUAAUUCCAUUUUAAAUAGACCAUUACCACUUUUAGGGCUGUCCCACUGGAUAUUCUUGCGCUUCCAACGGCUACUGCUGUGCCACGUGUGCUUCUGGACGUGCUCCGUUCGGCUCUUGCUUCAACGGUCUCUGCGCCACCGGAUACACGUGUCAGGCUGGAAACAUUUGCUGCUAA
This is a messenger RNA of Caenorhabditis sp. 36 PRJEB53466, 922 nucleotides long. NCBI's taxonomy places the organism in Eukaryota, Metazoa, Nematoda, Chromadorea, Rhabditida, Rhabditidae. The record is from the annotation of a GenBank genome assembly.